This is a messenger RNA of Macrosiphum euphorbiae (potato aphid), 309 nucleotides long. The record is from the annotation of a GenBank genome assembly. NCBI's taxonomy places the organism in Eukaryota, Metazoa, Arthropoda, Insecta, Hemiptera, Aphididae.
AUGUAUAAAAGCUUGAAUACAGAAAAUACUAUUCAAUCUAAAAUUAAAUAUAUGAGAUCAGGCGAUAAUGCAGUUGGGUUUCCAACAUUGGCAAAAUUAUAUAAGCUUUUUCUAACUAUUUCAUCAAAUUCAGCAUCAUGUGAAAGAAGCUUCUCUUGCCAUCGUCGUUUAAAAAACUACUUGAGAAGUACUAUGGGACAAUUCAGAUUAAAUCACCUAGGAGUUUUGCAAAUAGAACGUGAAAGAUCGUCAACUAUUAAUUACGAAGAAAUCAUAAAACAAUUUGACUCAUCCACAGUACCACGUUGA